Messenger RNA from Doryrhamphus excisus (bluestripe pipefish), 2651 nucleotides. Lineage: Eukaryota; Metazoa; Chordata; Actinopteri; Syngnathiformes; Syngnathidae. The record is from RefSeq and is a predicted model, not a curated record.
UGCUAACUAUAGCUAGCUUGCUAGCAUACUGACAGUAGGCUACUCACCUCGGUAUCAAAAGUUGGAUUAUAGUCGUUGUAUCCCGUGUAAAUAUCAUCCUCUUCAACCGCCAGGUGUACAUUUUCCAUGUUGCCUUCCCAGCGAGAGCAACUUUAAAAAGCCAAUCAGUGAAAAAACGACGAAAGGCGUUUGUUGUCAAUGCCAGAUAUCUUCGCCGUAUAGGCGGGACUCUUUUCGUUUGACGAAACACGAUUCGUCAAUUGGGCGUCAAUCAUCACCCAGUUCCACGCGCAUUGGUCAAAGCAGGUUUAAGUAGUUGCUGGGAUACACUCGUGACGGGCAUGCGAACCAGUCACUUUGACAACGGAGAGGCAUUUGUUAAGAAUUCACCUUAUAACACAACCAAAGCCAAAUAGGCAUCAAUGAAGAUUAUACGUUUGUAAGCUGUAAAAGCGUAUUUGUGCGACUGUUUUCGCUGCUUUGGGCCUUUUGGCUGCCCGUAGCAGCACGCUGCAGCGUAACGCCAGGGGGCGGGGAGAGACAGUUAUGACCAAUUGAGCCAAGCCAAGUUCUCCGGAUGAAGAAAAUGAGCCAGUCUAACAUGAAGACGAUCACCGUCAUCGGCAGCUACUUACAUGAUUUGGUGCAUACAACUCAUGUCAAGCCAUCAUAAUUCUGCAGAAGUGCAGGGAGUCCAGCAUACUGCAUGUGCAGAGGAGUAUGCACAACACAGCAAAUAAUUUCGAGUGCUUUAAAAUGUUCUGCAACAGUGGGCUGAUUGGCCGCUCUUGGGCAAUGGUGUUUGCCAGUGGAGGCUACAGUGUGAAGAUGUAUGACAAUCAACCGGGACAAGCAGACAAGGCGGUCACAGAGCUCAGGAAACAGAUGACGGAGCUGGAGGAAGGCGGAAUGCUGAGAGGGCAGCUGAGCGCCACUCAGCAGCUCGCUCUGCUCAGCACUUAUGAUGACCUGCCGCUCGCACUGCAGGGCGCCUUCUUUGUCCAGGAGUGUGUGUUUGAGCAGCUGGAGGUGAAGCAGAACAUCUUCCAGGAUGUGGAGCGUCUCGUGGGAAAAGACGUGAUCCUGAGCAGCUCCACUUCCUGUCUGGUGCCCAGCAACGUCUUCUCCAAAGUCCAAGACAGGAGCCGCUGCAUCGUCUCCCAUCCGGUCAACCCCCCUUACCUUGUCAAACUCGUGGAGCUGGUACCUCAUCCUGACACGACAGUGGCUGUUAUGGACAACACCCAUACUCUGAUGACCCGGGUUGGUCAGGUGCCCGUCCGACUGAAGAGAGAGAUUGAUGGCUUCACUGUCAACAGAGUGCAGGCCGCCAUCAUUGCCGAGUCCUGGCGCCUGGUCCAGGACGGCAUCAUCUCCGUGCAGGACAUUGACCUGGUGAUGUCAGAGGGACUGGGAAUGCGCUACGCCUUCAUCGGUCCCAUGGAAACCAUGCACCUCAAUGCGCCUGAAGGUCUCGGGGACUACAUGAGGCGGUACGGGGAAGGCAUCCAAAGGGUGCUGAGGUCCUUCGGUCCCGUCCCAGACCUCUGCAGUGAAGAUGCCAGGAGCAUUGUGGAUGGGAUGUGCGAGCUGAUUCCCAACGACCAGCAGCAUCUGUCAGCCAGGAGGGAGAGACGAGACCAGCUUCUCAUGGGCUUGGCCAAACUCAAGAAGGACCAGUAAACGUGUCAGGAACCACGUCAAGCCGGAACAUGAAUUCAUUUGACCAACCCUUGCAAUAAUUGGACUUUGUUUUGGGGACAAGGCCGAAACUGGGGAUGGGGCUGAUACCAUCUGGUCUGGGCACACGCGGGUGCGUGGGUGGCGCUGCGGGGAGUGUCACAGACAGCCACGUUAGUCGAUGUCCUCAUGCUGCGGUUGCAUAUUCGCUGCUAUUGAACCAGCUGAUAUGCAACCGCACCCUGAUCUGUCGUCCAGCCAUUUUUCUUCCGUAGCAGAUCUUUCAAGGCACGCAGAAUGUUGUGUUCCAUGGCUGUAUAAAGACCAAAAGAAACAUUCGACUCCCGUCUUUCAUCAGGAAAGGAAGGCUCUUUCUUCCUUUUCUGUUCUUUAGUAAUCAGCAGUAGAACAUACGUGGGUACGUUUCAGGAAAAUAUCAGUUCCCGACCAAAAACCUUUUGUGCUUUUUGUGAAUUUGAGCAUAACUUUCACUUUGAGAAAAAUAUUUUUUUUUUUUGUGACAGAUCAAAUUAAAAUCUAAACAACUAAACCAACAUAAACAACACCGGUCCAGGGUGUACCCCGCCUCUUGCCCAAAGACAGCUGGGAUAGGCUCCAGCAUAUACGCGACCCCAAUGAGGAUAAGCGGCAUAGAAAAUGGAUGGCUGUGAUUGGCUGGCCACCAGUCCAAGGUGUGCCCCGCCUUUUGCCCAAAGACAGCUGGGAUAGGCUCCAGCAUACCCCCACCCUAGUGGGGAAAUGGAUGGAUGGAUGAGACCUAAUUCUUGUCAAGUGACUGCUGAUUUUUCCAUUUUUGUUUUGGUUUUUUUCCAUCCAUCCAUUUGCUAUCCUCACUAAGGUGGGGGUAUGCUGGAGCCUAUCCCAGCUGUCUUCAGGCGAAAGGCGAGGUCUACCCUGGACUGGUGGCAUUUCUUUCUGGUUAAAAUCUAUUUUUCGCACAAAUGGCCCCA